AUGGCUUCAUUCGUGCGUCCGUCACUGUUCAAGCAGACCCUUGCGACCCGGUCGCCCCUCCUGCGCCAGAAUGUCGGCGUGUCGCAGAUGGUGGCUUUCCACGCCUCUGCUCGGAAGCAGAUCCUGCCCCCGUUGCCUCAGUCGAUCGAAGGAACCAUGAACGACCCUGUUCCCGUCCCCAAGCCUCACCCCUCCGAGGGUAGCUAUCACUGGACUUUCGAGAGAGCCGUCUCCGUUGGUCUCAUCCCCCUCAGUAUCGCUCCCUUCGCCGCCGGCUCCCUCAACCCCGUCAUGGACGCCAUCCUCUGCACCCUCUUGGUUGCUCACUCCCACAUCGGAUUCCAGGCCGCCAUCAUCGACUACUUCCGUCCCAAGCGUGUGCCCAAGACCUACUCGCUUUGCCAAUGGCUUCUGCGCGCGUUCACUCUGACCACCGCAGUCGGCUUGUACGAGUUCGAGACCAACGAUGUGGGCGUCACCGAGGCCCUGCGCCGGAUCUGGAACGCAUAG
Penicillium maclennaniae is the source of this 510-nucleotide messenger RNA. Its product is annotated as CybS family protein. The coding region runs from base 1 to 510 and encodes 169 amino acids. Gene Ontology annotation, biological process: tricarboxylic acid cycle; mitochondrial electron transport, succinate to ubiquinone. Lineage: Eukaryota; Fungi; Ascomycota; Eurotiomycetes; Eurotiales; Aspergillaceae. Gene Ontology annotation, cellular component: mitochondrial envelope; membrane. Gene Ontology annotation, molecular function: heme binding; ubiquinone binding. The transcript has 5 exons. The record is from RefSeq and is a predicted model, not a curated record.